AUGGCAGAGGGUACAGCAACUACCGGCGGUACGACCCAUACACUCGCGUUAGACGUGGCUGAUUAUUGUAGUGGUCAAUACCUGAUGCCUGUGGAUGACAAGGAGCAGGAAAGGCUUGAUAUCAUGCAUACCAUGAUUCUUGCAGCACGGCCGAAAAGACAUCGACUUCACCACGCCCCUCUAAGAGAGAUGUACGAUCCUGAAACCAGACAAGGCACCAAGGUUCUGGACCUUGGCCACGGUACCGGCAUUUGGCUCUUAGAUAUGGCGGAGAGAUAUGCAGAAGCCCACACCGAAUUCCACGGAGUCGACCUCUCGAAUAUGGCACCACGACAUGUGCUCCCUCGUGUCAACCUGUACCAGCAUGUCGACUUCGAAAGUCCUAUGGCUCUAGGAGAAGACUCCUUCGAUCUCAUUCACAUGCAGAUGGGCCUUGGAAGUGUUGCGAAUUGGCCGUUGCUGUACCAGAAAAUAUACAAACAUCUCAAACCUGGUGGCUGGUUUGAGCACGUUGAAAUAGAUUGGACACCUCGAUGCGAAGACAACACUCUUCCACCUGGGAAACUGCAGGACUGGUGGCAUCUAUAUGUCAAAGAACCAUACAAUGUCGUUGGUCGGCCAAUCGAGUACAAUCACAAUACUGGAGGACUUUUGGCAGCCGCAGGCUUCUACAUUCCACCUGAUGGAGCAGGUCAUAUGACCUUUCGCAUCCCUAUGAAUGGCUGGUCUAACCGGACAAGAGAGGAGCAUGUAUCAGGGACAUGGUGGGAGACCGCCAUGUCCUUCGGCGAAGGUCACGGACACGGCUUUGAAGCUCUGAGCAUGGCUGUACUUACCAGAGUACAACGAUGGUCAGCCGACCAUGCGAGAAAGCUUUGUGAAGAUGCCAUGACGGAAGCCAGUAAUCCUACAAUUCAUGCUUUCAACGUCUUGCACGUCGAGGGGCUAAUUGCGGAAGGCCGCAAGAUUGUGAUUGUGGACGGACAUGUGGUCAAAGCAGAUGCAUGGUGUCCGUAUCACCCUGGAGGUGAAACAGCCAUACUACAUAUGGUUGGAAGAGAUGGUACAGACGAGAUAAGAGCCCUUCAUUCCGCAGAGACGCAGGCGUUUAUGCAAAAAUUUGUCAUUGGAAAAAUUGAAGGACAAUGGGACAAUUUCUUACCACCUAUACAGGGCGGUACCUUUCGCAAACCCGAAGAGACUGAGCAGGCUAGCAAUGAACAACCGGGAGACGAGAUAGCCGAGAGCAGUAGCUCAGCCAGCAGCACAUCAACUCCUUCACCACUCUUUGAGUCGACCGAUGGCAUGCGCAGGCGACGAAGAAGCUCUGUAUCUUCUGCUUCGUCUUUCGAGCUUCCUGGAAACGAUGUCCAUUCCAAGCCGUUGUCUAUGGACGAAAUCACGUCACAGCAGCUUGAAGCUGAUCUUCGGAAAUACCCUGCUUUGGAUCGCAUGGUUCAAGACGAUAUUGUGACAAAGUAUCGAGCUCUCGACGACCAGCUGCGGGAUGCCGGCUUAUACAAGUGCCCAUACACUGCUUACGCUUUCGAGGGUCUGCGAUACCUCGCCCUUUUUACCUCGUUCGCUCUCUCCAUUCACUAUGGCCAAUAUGCACUGGCUGGGCUCUUCCUCGGCUUGUUCUGGCACCAGCUAGUAUUCACUGCUCAUGAUGCCGGCCACAUGGGCAUUACCCACGACUUCCACACCGAUACCUGCAUUGGCAUCUUCAUUGCUGAUUUUCUAGGAGGUCUCAGCAUAGGUUGGUGGAAGCGCAACCACAACGUUCAUCACAUUGUCACGAAUUCGCCGGAACACGACCCAGAUAUUGAGCACAUGCCAUUCUUUGCUAUAUCUCAUCGCUUCUUUGACUCCCUCCGCUCCACCUACUACGACAGAAUCAUGGAUUUUGAUGCGGUAGCUCAAUGUGUUGUCAAGUACCAACACUACCUCUACUAUCCGUUGCUGUGCUUUGGCAGAUUUAACCUAUAUCGUCUCAGCUGGGCCUACCUCUUGAGUCCGACCCAAGCCCCACGAAAAGGACCCGCUUGGUGGCAUCGUUACCUGGAAAUUGCUGGCAACCUCUUCUUCUGGUAUUGGUUCGGCUACCAGACAUUGUACCUCAGGAUACCUACGUGGUCUUCAAGGCUCGCCUUCAUCAUGAUCUCACAUAUGGUCACUGCACCACUGCAUGUUCAGAUUACACUCUCCCACUUUGCAAUGAGCACGGCUGAUCUUGGCACUCGCGAAUCGUUCCCGCAGAAAAUGCUUCGGACCACUAUGGACGUCGACUGCCCCCAAUGGCUGGACUUUGUCCACGGCGGCUUGCAGUUCCAAGCUGUACAUCAUUUGUAUCCACGAAUCCCCAGACAUAAUCUGAGGAAAGCUCAACCGAUGGUUGUGAAGUUUUGCGAUGAGGUCAAGGUACCCUACACAAUCUAUGGCUUCACAAAAGGCAAUCAAGAAGUGAUUGGACGACUCUCAGAGGUCGCAAAACAGGUUGAGAUUUACGAAGCGUGCCGGAAAGUUGCUGCGAAAGACCUUGUGGAGGGACACGAUCACCGUCACUAA
This is a messenger RNA of Lithohypha guttulata, 2568 nucleotides long. RefSeq lists its product as uncharacterized. Gene Ontology annotation, biological process: lipid metabolic process. The record is from RefSeq and is a predicted model, not a curated record. The coding region runs from base 1 to 2568 and encodes 855 amino acids. Gene Ontology annotation, molecular function: oxidoreductase activity, acting on paired donors, with oxidation of a pair of donors resulting in the reduction of molecular oxygen to two molecules of water. Gene Ontology annotation, cellular component: membrane. The transcript has 2 exons. Lineage: Eukaryota; Fungi; Ascomycota; Eurotiomycetes; Chaetothyriales; Trichomeriaceae.